Ordospora pajunii is the source of this 528-nucleotide messenger RNA. Its product is annotated as putative RNA polymerase III. The transcript has a single exon. Lineage: Eukaryota; Fungi; Microsporidia; Ordosporidae. The record is from RefSeq and is a predicted model, not a curated record. Gene Ontology annotation, cellular component: RNA polymerase III complex. Gene Ontology annotation, biological process: transcription initiation at RNA polymerase III promoter. The coding region runs from base 1 to 528 and encodes 175 amino acids.
AUGUUCUAUACAAUGUGGUUUGAAGAGGAUGUCAAGAUUCCGUUGAGUAGCGAGAUGAAAGAGAGGGAGGUGCUUGAGGUGCUGAAGAGCAAAUAUGUUGGCAAGAUUAUUGAAGGGUUUGGGGUGUGUGUGGUGGUUACUGAGUGUGCGGGAGUUGACGAGUAUCAGGUUUAUGACGAGUUUCUGGCAGCGCAUGCAAAAUUUGAGAUGCUUUUGUUCAAGUUCUUUAGAGAUGAAGUAAUGCAUGGAGAGAUUCUGUCGCAGGAUUGUGAAGGGAUCCGACUGGGGAUACCAUUUUUUGAUGAGAUGCGAGUUCGGAAGGAGAACCUGGCUGAGGGUUCUGAAAUGGUGUAUGUGAACGAUGGAGGAGAGAAGAAGGCAGCAUGGGUAUGGGUGUAUAAGAACAACCGGUUUUAUUUCCGUAGGAAGUCAAAGGUGCGGCUGAGAGUGCUGUGGGACUGUGCUGAUGCAUGUGUGAUGUGUGAUUUCAAGGAGAUGGGGCUUGGCCCGAUUGAUUGGUGGGAGUAA